Messenger RNA from Puccinia graminis f. sp. tritici CRL 75-36-700-3, 1915 nucleotides. RefSeq lists its product as uncharacterized. Lineage: Eukaryota; Fungi; Basidiomycota; Pucciniomycetes; Pucciniales; Pucciniaceae. Gene Ontology annotation, biological process: fatty acid metabolic process. Gene Ontology annotation, molecular function: medium-chain fatty acid-CoA ligase activity. The transcript has 15 exons. The annotation marks the transcript as partial. The record is from RefSeq and is a predicted model, not a curated record.
GAAUGACAUCAUUGCUGUUGACCAUGACCACUUCCACUUUACCAUCCUACCUCUUCAACUCUCAACCGCAAGCUCAUCGACCAGCAAUACUCCUACCACCUUCAGCACUACUAGCAUCCGAACUACCACUCUCGAUCUGUUAUAGGGAACUCAAGGAUUACACUACCCGUCUGGCUACUCAACUCGAAUCCUUCGGUCCGCCUCAAAUCACCGUCAGUCUCAGUCUUAUCAACUCGCUCGAAUUCGUCACUUCCUUCCUUGCUUUGGCCCAGAACUCUUUCAUCGCCGCUCCACUUAAUCCGGGAUAUACUCAAGAUGAAGCGGAAUUCUAUUUGUCGGACUCGAAUUCGAAGCUUCUACUAGUACACAAAGGCGACUUGAGCUCGACGGCGACGGCUUCAGGCGCUGUCUUGGCAGCCCGCAAACUCGACAUUCCGAUUGCUGAAGUCUACUUUAACUCGACAACUGGCUCGAUAGAAUUCAGUGGCGGUUCUCCACACCUUACCAGAUUAUCAAAAAGAAAGCAAACCCGUGCGCCGUACGAAAAUGAUGUGCUCUUGCUUCUCCAUACCAGUGGUACAACUGGAAGACCUAAAGCCGUCCCGUUAACUCACAAGAACAUGAUCGCGACAACACGCAAUAUUCAAAAAACCUACGACCUUUCAUCCAAAGAUAGAUCUUUCUUGGUCAUGCCUCUUUUUCAUGUUCACGGCUUACUGGCCGGGCUGCUGUCUCCCCUUGCUGCAAGUGGCUCAUGUGUCAUACCACCCCGCUUUGCUGCCCGGACAUUUUGGUCUGAGUUUGUGCUCAGCAAAGCUAACUGGUACACAGCGGUUCCCACUAUCCAUCAAGUCCUACUGCAAAUCCCGCCUCCUUUACCACUACCUAAAAUCAGGUUCAUUCGGUCUUGCUCAUCUGCUCUCAGUCCUACAACUCAUGCACAGCUUGAGCGUACCUUUCAAGCGCCUGUUCUUGAAGCCUAUGCAAUGACCGAAGCUACUCACCAAAUGACAUCCAAUCCACUUCCUCCAGCCAUCAGAAAGCCUGGCUCAGUUGGAAAGCCGGUGGGAGUAGAAAUGAAAAUCUUGGAUUUUAAUAAAGAAGAAGAAGUGGAAGAGGGUGAAGUUUGCAUUCGAGGACCGAAUGUGACGGCAGGCUAUCUCAACAAUGUGUCAGCAAACAAGAGUUCAUUUACGGUCCCUGGGGGAUACUUUAGGACUGGAGAUCGAGGCAAAAUUGACGCUGAUGGGUUUUUGACGCUAACUGGUCGGAUUAAGGAACUGAUCAAUCGAGGUGGUGAAAAGAUCUCACCGGUCGAACUGGAUGGAGCUUUAUUAUCGAUCGAAGGCGUUACAGAAGCUGUUGCCUUUGGGGUUCCUGAUCGCAAGUAUGGUGAAGUCCCAUGGGCAGCUGUAGUCCUACGAAAAUCAUCCUCUAAACGAGCCCCUUCUGAGUCGGAAAUCCGGAAUGAGUUGUCUAAAAAACUCGGGAAGUUUAAAAUCCCGGAAAGAUUUGAUGUCGAUCAGAUUCCAAAAACUGCCACUGGAAAAGUCCAACGAAGGAAAGUCUCUGAAAUCUUUAGAAAGAGUCACCCUGAUAACAAUGCCAAAGCUCGACUAUAGGCAACCCCCAUGCCGUUUUCCGACGUGUGUUGAAAAUGCGUGUCGAGUCAUCAUCUCUUACUUUUUUCACUUUGGAAGUUGGUUACAGCCAACAUGAAUUCUGACUUGCAAUGUUUCUGAUCCAAAAAGAAGUGUAGAUAUCUCUGCUUAUGUAUUGUUUCUUUCAAUCUCUUCCCCCGAACUUUUGGGUAUUUGCUUCAGACUCACUCCCUUCCCCAUCAAAGAAACAUGGUCUGUUAAAGGGCCAUGGGGGGAUAAGACCUAAAGGUUACAUUGUGAAUCUUGCAAUGUGA